Molecule: messenger RNA, 4167 nt
Organism: Funneliformis caledonium
Lineage: Eukaryota; Fungi; Glomeromycota; Glomeromycetes; Glomerales; Glomeraceae
Source: the annotation of a GenBank genome assembly
AUGAACGUUCAAUAUUACUCAAUUUUAGUAAAUUAUUUGGUUAAAGUUUUGGAAAAUACAGGUUACCGAGAUUACAAGAAACAGAAAACUCAUUUAAAACAAAAUGAAACCGAUGUAACCGAUGUAAUCAAUAAAACUAUAACUUCUUUUAAAAUAAAUUAUGAUUUAACUUUUAAUAACUUCGGAAAUGUCCGAGAAAGAUCAGAUAAUGUUCCGAUCGAGGAAAACAAAAAAUUUAGAUGGUCAUUGGAUAUAUCUAGCAUAAGAAAGUAUCGUGUUGGAAGUUUUAUUUUUGUUGCAGUAUCCCGCAUAGACGUUGAAAAAGAUAUGAAAAAGAAAGAAAGGAAAGAUACGACAUGUGUGAAAUAUAAGAAAAUUAAUGUGGAGGUGCAAAUGAAAAAAACUAACUGCAGCACAUCACAAGAAAGUGUUUCUGUGAAAUUUCUUGAUGAAGGAACUGCAAUUUAUUGUCUUAGAUUAAACGAUCGUUAUGAAAUUGACACUAAUUUUAUUCGAGCUUAUCAUUUGAAACAUUUGUCGGGAAUUUGUAGAUUUGUAGAAGAUGUUAAAUCAGAAGACAAUGGUGAUUAUAUCUUGAAAAGAUUCAUUGUAAUGAACAUUAAUGGAAUAUAUAACUUUGAAUAUAAUGUGGGCGGUAGAUGUUUUAAUAAUAAUGAGAGAUUUUGCUAUCCAAAGAUUUUCGAGGAAGAAUUAAAGGAUUGGUAUGCAGAUGAAGGUAUACCGGAUUGCAUGGAUCGUCUUCUUUCGUGUAUCUAUGAUAAAUAUUUUUUGGUCGAAUAUUAUAAAAACAACGUACAAUUUCUUGAAGUAUUUGACCUGGUAGAGAUGAGAUUAGAGAUCAACAUUAAGAGAACCGAAAGUAUGGAGAAGCAUAUAAAUAAGUACAGCAAGUAUACUUAUUCAAUUGAUAAGCAAAAAUUGCAACUGUGUUUUGCUCGAGGUCAAUCUAUCAGAAUAUAUUUUAUGGAAAGCGGUUUGGAGAUCUCGUGUAAAUUAUUUGAGAAAAUUAAAAAAAUACAUUUAAUAGAAUUCAUUGAUAGCGAUGAAAAAUUACUUUUAGUUUGCAGUGAUGAAGAAAAAAAUCAAAAAAUCAUUAUCUGGGAUUUGUAUAAUACUGAUAUGGAUAAACCAUUUUCAUUAUGUGAAAUAACUCACUUGGCUAGAACUUCAGGAAAUCUUCUGCAGGUUGAUGAUAAAGGAAAAGUUACCUCAGUGCUUAAGAUGGUUGAUAAUGAAUUAAGGAAGAAAUCGAAGAAAGAAAAUGAUGAUUUAAAUUUAGUAGAAUAUACUUCAGAAAUUGAAAAGAAUCUCACACUUAGGAAGGAAGCUUCGGAAAAGCAUACUUUCUUCUUUUAUGAGGAUUAUGAUGAAGCUAAGUUCAAGCCAUUAAUUAAUCCAAAAGAUAAAGGCAAAGAGAAAGAGAAACUUCCCAAUGAAGGAAAUCCAUUUCUAGAAUUAAUUUGGACAAACGGAAUUCCAAUAAAUCAAGAAAGUAAAGAAAAUAGAUUACGAAUUAAAAAGAAUCUAUUCGGGUCGAAAUAUUUUUUUUUGGAAAUUUACUGGUAUGAAAAUGAUUUAAGUGUGGAAGUUGGUGAGGGAAAUACGGAAGAAAAUAUGAAAGCAAUGAAAAAAAUUAAGGGAAAGGAGUUGAAAAUAAAAACGAUCGAGUGGAAUGAUAUUAAUGAAAAUAUGAAUGGAGUAAGAUAUGCAUGUAAAGCAUUAGAACACCUUAAUAAGCGUGCCAAAUCUAUAAAGUCUUUUGUAAAUUACGAUAAAGUAUAUAAAUAUGAAGAGAUGGUUAUGUAUAUUAAUCAUAUAAUCUGGAGAUAUAUUAUACAUAAACCAGAUCAAUACAGAUUACUUGAUGUUCGACAUAAUGUUAUGAAAAAUUUAAUCCUUGGUGAUUGCGAUCAAUUAAUUAAGUUUAUUCUAUUUGGAAAUAAUUCAAACGAUAAUGAGAAAGAGAAGGAAGUGGAAAAUUUUCAAAUCAAACAUAUACCAAGAAGGAUAUCUUGGCAGAAAAAAAAUAAAUAUGUAAAGGAUGAUGAUAUAAUUCCUUUUAACAGAAAUAAAGGAUUUGAAGAUCACGAGAACAUAGUGCCAGAAAAUGAUAUGGAAUUGGCAAUUUAUCAUUGUAGAGACCAUGAGCAAAAGGAUACAAUAAUCGUUGCUUAUCUUUUGGAAUAUUAUUCCAGCCAUGCCAAAGAUCAUGUUGGUUGGAUGGUUACUGUUUCUAAAGCACUUCCUCUAUUAUACAAAUACAAUUAUGAUAAUUAUGCCAGAAAAUUAUUUCAUAAAGAUUGCUUUGCGGAUCAGAAUUAUUUUGUAGCACAAGAUCCUUAUGAAAUCAUUCCAGAAGAAUAUUUGGCAAGGCGUAAUAAUGAUGCUAAAUUCAGAUCAUUUAGACCUAUAGUCAAUCUGCAAUGUGAUAAAGAGAAUACACUUUAUAAUUACACUAAUAAGAUUAAAAACAAUAUAGCUGGAUGGUUUGAAAACUUUGAUAAUGAUCAUGGUAAACCACCAUUAGCUUUGCGAGUAGUACCACUUCCUGAAUUUACUGUGCAUAAAAUUGAGAAGAAAGAAGCAGAGUAUACCGUCGGGAAAAUUAUUUUAAACAUUAUUUGCUUCUUGAUCGGACCACGGUUGUAUAAAAUUAAUCGAAAUGAAAAAAAUUUAUUAAGUCCGUUUUCAAGAGUUGUUCAAUAUGAAAAUUGUGAUGAUAUGUUUAAUAAUCCAGCAAUUGAGGCAGUUAUUGAUUUUCGAUGGAAUAAGACCAAAAAUUAUAUUUUCAUUCAUUUUCUUCGAUUUCUUUUUUUCGGAAUUUGUUUUGGAUAUAUUAGUUGGGAAUAUAUGAACAAAAAUAUUGAUAGUAUAGAGCUUCAAAAAUUUUUAAAGAUAUUUUUGUUCUAUACUAAUGAUUUUGAUCUAUUUUCAGUUAUAAUACCAGUAAUAGUGAUCACAAUAUUACUUGUUGACACAUUUCAUUUUUCCAAUGGCUCUGAAAACGUUAAGAAAGAAAUAGUUGUUGGAAUAUCUUUCUCAAUGCUAAUAAUUUGGAUUGAAACUAUUUUAUAUCUUCAUCUAAUAUCAAGAAUUGCUACAUAUAUUUAUUAUGUUAUCAUAAUUAUCCAAUCAAUACUUCCUUUUCUAAUAUUUAUAUUGAUUGUAAUUUUUGCAUUUGCACAUACAAUGUUUUUAUUGCUUAAAGAUCCAAAUCUAUCAGGGAUUAGAACAAAGAAUUCUACAAUUAGUGGAUAUGCCAUAAAUAAUUCAACUAAAGAAAUACUUUUAAUUAACCUCAAAUCGGAUUUUAAUUCUACAGAUCUGAAUGAUAAUCCUUUUGCUUUCUUUUCAACUUCAAUAGAAGCUGCAUAUUUUUGGAUUAAUGGUGAUUAUGUUCAAAGGGGUCUAUUUGAUUCUUGGGUUGUCAAAGUAUUUACUUUUAUGGCUAGCAUAUUUAUUGUGAUUAUUUUACAAAAUAUGUUGAUUGCUUUCAUGGGUGGUGUUUAUAAAGAAGCAGUAACUAAAGGUAGACAAGCUUUAUUAAGGUAUAGGGCAAACCAAAUAGCAGAUUAUGAAGCUUUAUGUCACUUCCAUCUUUGGCCUCAAGAACCAGAUCCAAAAUAUAUUUAUUACAUCGGUCAGUCAAUAAAUUUUGAAAAUUGGCAUAAAAUUAGAAAAGACGAUCAAGAUGCCAUUUACAAGGAUUUUGAAGAGCCACCCACAUUUAUUAAAAAUGCUUUUAAAAGAUCAACUUAUGAUGAAUAUUCAAUUUGGAAAUUUAAAAAUAAAAAUGGGGACGAUAAAAAGGGAAAGUCUGCCGAAAUAAUCCUUGCAAAUGAUGAAGGUCAGGUAGAUGUCGGGAAGUCAGAUGAUACAUCAAGAAAAGAUCAGGUAGAUAUUGGGAAGUUAAUUCAAGAAGUUGAGAAAUUGAAGGUCAAUUUGAGUUCCAUUGAAGGGAUUCUCAAUGAGCUUAAAAAUCAAAAAUUACACAAGGUGUUUGCACAUCUAGAUAGCAGAAGGUGGCCAUGGAAGUUAGAAUCCGCUAAGGAGUGUGUAACAACUCACCAGACGAAUGAACUAGCCUUGAAAAUGGAUGGCACUCUCAAGCGUAAUACCUAUACCUUACCUUUAAGAUAUAAAUGA